AUGUCCGACUUGACGGUGUACGCCGAAGCGUUGAUUGCGACUGUGGCUCGUGCGUUUUACGACGACGAUGCAAUUUGCUUGAUCGAUGUAUUGAUUCGCGAUAAAUUUCUGCGCGACGAUGACAUGGCCCCACGGUUGAGUCUGCCGGCGAAAAAACUGCGAGCGACGCUUCAGUUUUUGCAAGAAGAGCACUUGGUCAAGAGCGAAACGGUGGACGAUUUAGCACAAGGUGGUUCGCAGGCAACCAAAUUCUGGUACAUUGACUACAAUCACGCCGUGCAUACCAUUCGCUUUCGAUUGCAUCUCUUACGAAAACAAUUGGAAGCGGCCGAAUUGAGGGCGCGGAGUUCCAGCUUUUACCUCUGUCCGGGAUACAAGGACAAACGAUGCAAUGGACGAUACACGGAAGAAGAAGCACAGCAAGUUGUGGAUUUCACAUCGGGAUUGUUCUUGUGUCAAGAAUGUGCCAUGAGUUUCGAAAAUGAUCCAAAUGCUCCUCCCAAGACCGAUUACACGCUGCAUCUAGUUGACAAUUCACGACAUCUCAAAGAAGCAGUCGACAAUCUGAGACGAGUCACGGUACAGUUGUCUGGCAAAACCAUUGGCAAUCAUCAAAUUCGAAAUGGAAUAUACGACUUGCUACAAAAAGUAAGAGGAAAGGGAAAAAGUCCCAUUACAUCCAAUCUACCUUCGGAAAACUUUGCCCUCGGCAUUGGAUCCAAACGGUUGGCAGGAACUGGUCGAACCGCCGGAAUCAAGGCUCGGAAACUCGAGCAACAAGGGGUUGCCGAUUCGGCCAAAUCUGCCAAGAAUUAUUUGGUGGGAGCCGGUCGUCGCUCGGCCGAAGGAACCGACGAUGACUUGACGUUUCUCAAAAAUGCCAUGGGCAAUGAAAUUGCCUUUUCGGUGGAAAAGGGCGGCGGCGCCCGGGCCAAUCUACUCGCUACCAAACGACGACGACGCUUAAAGUUGCUGGAUGCCGCCGCCAGUCGGGUCGGCCCCAGUCUCCCCUUGCAUGUCGUGCAACAACGAGAAAAGGAACAAAAAGCUAGAGAGGAAGCAGAAGCUCAAGCGGCGGCCGAAAAAGCCGGCAAGAAACGGAGAAAACUCAAUGCGACGGGUGGAUUGGAUUUUUUGGAAGAUAACAUUGGACGGGCGAAUCUGGAAGAUAAGGGCAAGACUCGAUUGAUGGCGGAAGCGCUCAAAGAAGAUGAAUUAGAUGACGACAAUAUGGAAGACGAGGAAGAGAUUCGAGGUCUCGUGUUGGCGUACGAUACAGAAGACGUGCUUCAAUUGACGGAUGAAAUGCGCAAGGCAGCCUUUCAAUCGCAGUACAAGACGGAAAUGGGGCGACAAGCCAAGAUUCUGAGAUUGCAAGAGGAGGCAGGGCCGGGUGGAACCAGUCCCAACAAAACGUCGCCGACGGCCGUCGUGACGGAUGCCGAAGACAACAAUGUCGAGUGGGAGGAUGGUUAG
Seminavis robusta is the source of this 1476-nucleotide messenger RNA. The record is from the annotation of a GenBank genome assembly. Lineage: Eukaryota; Bacillariophyta; Bacillariophyceae; Naviculales; Naviculaceae.